Molecule: messenger RNA, 3464 nt
Organism: Schizosaccharomyces cryophilus OY26
Lineage: Eukaryota; Fungi; Ascomycota; Schizosaccharomycetes; Schizosaccharomycetales; Schizosaccharomycetaceae
Product: transcription factor
Exons: 1
Coding region: 115-3153 (1012 amino acids)
Biological process (GO): DNA-templated transcription; regulation of DNA-templated transcription
Cellular component (GO): nucleus
Molecular function (GO): zinc ion binding; DNA binding; DNA-binding transcription factor activity, RNA polymerase II-specific
Source: RefSeq, a predicted model, not a curated record
CGCCACUAAAGAAAUAAAAAAUAGCACAGGAUUGAAAAAGUAGUCGAGUUAUAAGAUCGGGGGUCAGAUUGGAUAGAAUUGAAAGGCUUGAUAUUGUUGGAUGAUCGAUUAAGGAUGCAACAAUCGAGUCCUGUAUCGAUACUUUCAAAUGCAACGCAGACGAGAGUGAAUAUGACGAACCAGCAAGAUGGACAGAUGGGCGAAGAAACGAAUAUAGAAGACAUGAAACCGAAUUCACCUUCGCUUCCUAGCUGGGUUCACGAAAAAACAAAAGCGGGCAAGGAACGAAAACGGUUACCUCUUGCUUGCCAGACAUGUAGAAAAAAGAAGAUAAAAUGCUCAGGAGAGCGUCCAUCCUGUGAUCAAUGCUCGAAGCAUAGUAUACCUUGCGUUUAUAAGUCUAAUCCCCGCCGAUCCCAUUCAAGGCAUGAAGAGAUUCACCAUCAUCAACAAAUACACCUUCAGCAACAACAGAAUCGUGCUGCGGCAGCGGCUGCUGCCGCAGCAAAUUCAUCUGGCUCUCAUCCACAAGAGCCUUUAUCUGAACAGACGCCGUUAACUCAAGUUGGUAGCCCUCGUGAUUCGGCGCCUCCAUCAUCAUCUUCUUCUGUAAAUUUGAACUUAUCAAAACAGUCUAGCUCUUCGUCUCUGAAUGCUCCUUCUUCAUAUUCUUACAUGAUGAAUUCUCGCGUUCCUGUUGGUAAUCCGCAGGUAUCAAUGAUGUCUGCUUCGCUUUCUAAAAAUCUCGUUCUUGACCGCAAUGAUUCGAAUUCUGCUUCUCCUGAAUCAACUUCUAAUCCAACUUCUAGUAACAAUAUUUAUCCUUCCGAAGUCAUGUAUGUCCCUUCCACCGCCAAUCCUUCUAUCCCGAAAAACCAAAGUUUCUCCGCAGGUGUGCCUAUUGCAGACGUCGCUUCCGUUUUGCCUAUGGUAUCCGCUAAUACUUCCAAUCCAACCCCUGCUGCUGUUGCCGCUCCUACUCCGCUAAGUCCUGCCGUUCAAUACCAACCACAGCAAGCAACGACAGUCCCUGUCACUCCCGCAGCUACAUCAAUUCCUCCUCCGGAUCCUUUACCGUAUGUUCCUUCUCACCCUACUGCCGCUGACAACUCGAUUUUUCCUUCCAGUACGAUCCCGCCGCUUUCCUCGAGUGAGUACCCUCUUUAUUCUACUUAUGGAGGUUAUUCUCCAAAACCUCAAUUUCCCUUCUUUGAAAAUAAAGCAGGUAAUUCAUUUGCUUCUUCUACGUAUCCAGAUAUGUCUAACAUUGCUACGCAACCUGUUAUUACAACUAACAAUUACUCUCUUAACACGAACUCCCUUAAUGAAAAGGAUGAGAAUGAGCGAGAAGCCGCUCUCAUUAACGCUAAAAUUCCUGAACCAUUGACUAGCCUUACCAUGCCAUCUACUCCAGUGACAGAAUUGCCCCCUUUGGAAUUACGAAUUCAUUUAGCUGAGGUAUUUUUUCAUUGUUGCCAUGGUCAGGCUUAUAACUUAUUUCAUCGUCCCACGUUUUUUGAAUCUCUUAAUAGUAAUACAAUUCCUUUGGUUCUGGUUUAUGCUAUCUGUGCCGUUUCCGCACGCUUUUCUUCUCGUAUGCAUGAUCAGUAUUCUCCUCCUUAUAUGGCUGGUGAACAAUUUGCAAGAGAGGCUCGUAGACUGGCGUUAGAUAAUUUUGAUAGGCCGGAUCUGUCAUUAGUUGCUGCCCUCCUAUUAUUGUCGUUGCAUGACUCGGGAACUGGGGAAAAUGGUAAAAGUUGGAUGUAUGGUGGUAUGGCUCUUCGUAUGGCCGCUGCGUUACAGCUAAAUUGCGAACAAGGAAGCAAUCCAUUGGAUCUUGAUAAUAUUGACUCUGGUCCUCGGAUUUCUUUCCUUGAACGUGAACUUAGACGUCGAACCUUUUGGUCCUGUUUUCUGAUGGAUAGAUGUGUUUCUUCUCAUGAACACUUGCAAUUUUUGGACGAAAACGAUAUUGGGAUACAACUCCCUGUACAUGAGUUAUUGUUCACCAAACAAAUCGCUGGAGUUACCCAGACUUUGGACGGAAGAAUAUUAGAAGGUGUUCCUAGCAUAGUAAUUCCCUCAGAUACCACGGAAAACAUGGGUGUUGCAGCAUACAUUGUGAAGAUAAUAGCAAUUUGGGGAAGAGCUGUGAAGUAUUUUAAGCACGAUGGCAAACGAAGGGAUUCUCAUCCGUAUUGGCAUAGAAAUUCUGAUUUUACCCAAAUUAGUGAGACUCUUUAUCAAUGGGCUGAUGGGCUUCCUCAAAGAUUGAGAUACUCAGUGGUAGGUUUGGAAAAUCAUCUAUCUAUACAGCAAGGUGCUCAGUAUGCGUUCCUUCAUUUAGCUUAUCAUUACACGUUAAUGUGGCUUUUCCGUUCCGUUGGUGAGUCUGAAAAUAAUCAGUUGUCAAGAACGUCAAGUACGGUAUCGUUGACAGGAAAUACAAUUUCUUUUUCAUCUGUGUGGCAUAACUCUCAUGACUCUCAUCAUAAUGAGUUUCAAGCUGAACAGAAGCCAGAAAACCACGUCAAUAGUGCUGCACGGCGGUUACAUAAAGCUGCACGUGAAAUGUGCCUACGGUGUGCUAAUGCAAUAUCAAUGAUUGUCGAUGAUUGCAGAAAGCAUAAUGUAAUAUUAACUUCCCCGUUUAUAGCUUCAGGUGUUUAUACAGCUUUUUGCAUUCAAACUGAAGCAGCUUUUGGCUCAAAUGUUCUGGCUGCAUCCACUGCUAGGCAUAAUUUGGAAAUAGAUUUAAGAUUAAUGUUGGAAAUGAAAAAUUACUGGGGCUCUAUUGGUGCAUUGUGCGAAAGGAUGUCUGAAAUUUGGGCGGACUGGGUACAGCGUACAUCUUCCGGUUCUGCUGUUAAUGACACAAUUGCAAAUGAGCCUAUUGAUGAAGAAAAAAUGUUGGAUUUGGAAAAGCAUUUUAUGUAUAUAGCUGAAUCUCCAAUUAUUGCCAAUCAUAGCGUUCAAGAAACUUAUUCUUCAGAUUUGAUGUCUCACUUUGGAUUGUCGAAGAAUGCGGAUUGGCAUCAAUGGAAUGGUCUAUGGCCUUCGGAUGAUUUACGAAAUUACCAAGAAUCAACUAUUGAUAGUCUGGUAGGAUAUGCUACCGGAAACCCUGGUUGGAAUGUCUCUUUUGCUGGUUAAGAAAGAUGUUUUGCUUUCUAUUAUGUUACCUCUAAUAUUACUACCUUGAAUAAAGGGACGCUUCAACUUUUGGUGAUCCGUUGUCCUUCUUGAGAAAACUGCAUACAUUAUAAGGAUAGAGUAAAAAAAAAAAAAAAAUUCCUAACAACUUAUACGCUCUUUAAGUUUUGACUUAACGAUAUUUUGAUAUAUGGUAAGUCUAUUUGUUUUUUGACUUUUGUUAUUAUUGUUUGGUUGACAUUAUGGUUUUGUAUGCCUUGACUAUUUAAUAUGUACAUAAUCCUAGGUUUGGGUAGUGAAAAGGACAGUGA